Mobula hypostoma (lesser devil ray) is the source of this 10465-nucleotide messenger RNA. It is a transcript of the gene obsl1a, whose product is annotated as obscurin like cytoskeletal adaptor 1a. Gene Ontology annotation, molecular function: protein binding. Bases 269 to 9268 code for a protein of 2999 amino acids. Lineage: Eukaryota; Metazoa; Chordata; Chondrichthyes; Myliobatiformes; Myliobatidae. The transcript is spliced from 34 exons. The record is from RefSeq and is a predicted model, not a curated record.
AAACGGUGCAGGAGGGUCAACGGGAGGACGGAUGGUGCCUCGGUUGAGGGAAAGAGGUGUCCACACAGCAGCCCCCCCCCUCGAGCCCACUGACGUACAAGGAGACUGAAGUGGGUGUAAUAUCUUCCACAGGGAACAGCUGGGAGUGCUGAAGGUAGACUUCUGCACCAGAUAAACCAGCAGCUAAAAGCCCCUGAUCUCUCUGCGAUCGCUCAGUUUAUUGUCUGGUGAAACCCCAGGAGAGACAGUGGACGAGGAGACCUCACUCAUGGAUGUGUUCGGCGGGGCGCCGAGGUUCUUGGCGUACCCCAGGACCUUCACCGUGCCCAGCGGGGCAGACGCGGUCCUCAAGUGCCAGAUAGCGGGAGACCCUCGGCCAACAGUGAUCUGGGAGCGGGACCAGACGCGGAUUUCUCCGUCGGACCGCUACCACUUUGUGGAGGAGGGCGAUGAGUACAACCUGGUGGUCCGCCGGGCCCUUCUGGAGGACAGCGGCCAGUACAUCUGCAAGGCAAAGAACCCGGUGGGCGAGACCUACGCCGCUGCCACGCUCCGGGUGGAGGAAGGGGAGUGGGACUCGGAGAACCGGCCGGUGUUUCUAGUCAGGCCAAGCUCGGCCCGGGUGGGCCGGGGGGAUGACGUGGUCUUCAUGGGGCAGCUGGCCGGGAAGCCCGCUCCUUCUGUGUGUUGGGAGAAAGAUGGGAAGAAGCUGAGCGAGAUCUUUGAGAGCGCCCAUUUCAGCGCAGGCGGCCAGGGCGAGGGGUGGCACCACCUCAAGCUCUUCGGUGCCCGCCCGCCCGACGCAGGGGUCUACCUCUGCAGGGCCUCCAACACAUACGGGGAGGCAAUGGCUGCUGCAGUGCUCCUGGUGGACCCUGCCACGGAAGUUCUUACCCCCACCCUCAGCUCGUCCUCCCGCCAGCCAAGCACUCCCGGUCUCCAGAACGGGGAGGGGCAGGAGGGGCAUCGGACCCACCGUGAGCGGAGGCAUCGGGGCCGGCAUCAGGAGAGGAGGGCUGAGCCCGGCCUGGGGAGGGGCCCUGCCGGAGCGGGGGACCAACCACACCCCGCCAAGGUCAGGGCCUUUGCUGUGUCCCAGGGCAAACAUGCUAAGUUCCGCUGUCUGGUGACGGGCAAGCCCAAGCCCGAGAUUGUGUGGAGGAAGGACGGAAGGCUCGUCACUCCCGACCGGCGGCACCUGCUCUACGAGGACCGCGAGGGCUACUUCAACCUCAAGGUGCUCUACUGCAAGCAAUGGGACCGCGGACUCUACACCUGUGCAGCCUCCAAUGCGGCGGGUCAGACUCUCAGUUCAGUCCUACUCCAUAUCAAAGAACCCCGGAUCAAGUUUCGAAGCCAGCUGCAAGACGUUGAGGUGAAGGAGAGGGAGCAGGCGGUCCUGGAAUGUGAGGUCCCCGCUGAGUCCGUCCCUGCCACUUGGUAUCUCGAAGACCGGAAGCUGCAGCCCAGCGCCAAGUACGUCAUUGAGCAGUGGGGCACACUGCGCCGUCUCACCAUCAGGGACAUCACCAUGGACGACGACGGUAUCUACCUCUGCCAGAUGAAGGACGGAGGGAGGAGCAUCGCUGAGGUGGCGGUGAAAGGUAAGAUCGUGAAGCGGUUGCCACGGAAACUGGACGUGGUGGAGGGGGAGAACGCAGCGUUCUGCGUGGACUUGGACGAGGACAACGUGGACGUUCGCUGGUACAAGGACGGGGAGCUGCUCAGUGAGUCUCACAAGACCAUCAUCAAAUCGUUCGGGAAGACGCACAUCCUGGUUUUCGUCAAUGCCACCCUGGAGGACGCCGGCGUUAUCACCUUUGUGAUCAGUGAAUCUAAGUCGUCCUCCCAGCUCCGUGUGAAACCCAAGAGGCAGACAGUCCCCGGAGCGCCGGAGAACGCCCGGAUGAGCUGCGAGCGGUCCAACACUGCCUCACUGGUGUGGUCCCCGCCGGCCGAACGCGGUGGCACUGGGGCCACCGGCUUCGUGGUGGAGCGGCAGGAGUUGGGCUCCGAGGAAUGGGUGCGCUGUCUGACCACUGAGGAGAGCACAGCCGUGGAGAUCCUGGGGGAGAGCGUCCCCGCCGAGGCCCGCUACCGGUUCCGUGUCUGCGCCGUCAACAAGCACGGGCGGGGAGGGGUGACUGAGUUCCCCGGAGCCGUGCACUUGGUGCCCGUGGCCAGGAUCCGCACUCACCUCAAUGACGCAACGGUUUGUCAGGAGGAAGACACAGAGUUUGCCAUCGAGCUGACCGCCCCGGUCAUUGGGACCUGGCACAUGAGAGGCAGACAGCUACAGGAGGGUGAGCGCAUCAGCAUCCAGCAGUCGAGGUCGCAGCAUUCCCUCCUCAUCCGGCAAGCCAAGCUGGAGGAGAACGAAGUGGAGAUAACCUUCGUUGCGCAUGGCGUGAGGGACUCUGCCAUUCUGUUUGUUAAAGCUGUCCCACUGAAAGUCUCACUGAGCCCGGGCAUGGAGAAAGAGCAGCGGGUCACAGCCCUUGAGCCAAUCAUACUGAGCUGUGAACUGUCCAGGCCCAGCGGCCAGGUCCGCUGGGUCAAAGAUGGCCAAGACCUCGAGGCCAGUGACCGGAUAUCACUUGAAUCCUGUGGCCAGACAAGGAGGCUCGUUGUCCAGUCCAGCCAGCUCUCAGAUUCCGGGCAGUACACCUGCGAUGCGACAGAUGACUCCAUCACUUUCUGCGUUACUGUAUCAGAGCCGCCAGUGAGAAUCGUGAACACGGCCGAUGACACCAAGGCAGAAUACCUCAAGUCCGACCGAAUCGUCCUGAACUGUGAGGUGUCCCGCCCAAGCGCUGGGGUGAGGUGGUACAAAAAUGGGCUGGAGGUGGAGGGGGACACAAACAUCACAAUGAUGUCACACGGAGUCCACAGGAGUCUGAUCAUCCAGAGCGCCAGAAUAGAAGAUUCCGGAGAAUAUGUCUGCGACGCUGGAGAUGACUCCAUCUUCUUCAAUAUUACUGUGAGAGAACCACGUGCAACACUCAGAGUUGCAGAGGAUGGGCAUCAGACACGGUACCUGUGUGGCGAGACCGUUGUGUUAAACUGUGAGGCAUCCCACACCGACGCUGAGGUCAAGUGGUACAAGGACAGCGGCGGACUGGAGGAGAGGCCGGGUGUUAAGAUGGAGUCCGAGGGGGUUCAGAGGAGGCUGGUCAUUCCCCACUGCUCCAAGAAUGAUAGCGGAGUCUACGUCUGCGAGGCCACAGGAGAUUCACUGUCCUUCACGGUCACCGUGACAGAUCACCCGGUGACCAUCGUCAGCAGCUCUCCCUCGGAGGUGAUGGUGCCAGUCGGUGCCGAGGUGAUCCUGUGGUGCCAGCUGUCCUGGCCGCAAGGGCUGGUGAGAUGGUCCAGGGACGGGGCCGAGCUGGAGCCCAGUGAGAGGUGCAGGAUAGAGGUGGAGGAGGCGAGGAGGAGGCUGACCAUUCACCCGGCCAUGGUGGAGGACGAGGGCACCUAUGUGUGCCGCUCAGCCGAUGCCGUGGCCGUAUUUAAGGUCAUGGUCUCUGAACCGCGCGUGACACUCAGAGCUGCAGAGGACGGGCAUCAGACACGGUACCUGUGUGGCGAGACCGUUGUGUUAAACUGCGAGGCAUCCCACUCCGACGCUGAGGUCAAGUGGUACAAGGACAGCGGCGGACUGGAGGAGAGGCCGGGUGUUAGGAUGGAGUCCGAGGGGGUUCAGAGGAGGCUGGUCAUUCCCCACUGCUCCAAGAAUGAUAGCGGAGUCUAUGUCUGCGAGGCCACAGGAGAUUCACUGUCCUUCACGGUCACCGUGACAGAACCCUCGGUCUGUAUAAUCCGAUCAACGGAUCAGCUGCUGGACCACAAGUUCCUGGUGUCCGAGGAGAUUCAUCUGGAGUGUGAGGUGUCCCGGGCGGACGCAUUUGCCUAUUGGUACAAGGACGGGGAGAAGAUAGCUGAGGACAAGCGGAUAUCCACCAGGAGCGAGGGGACUGUCCGGUCACUGCAGGUCCAGGACGCACGGCUGACGGACUCGGGAGAGUACCUGUGUGAUGUCCAGGAUGACAGCAUUGUGUUCCGGGUCCUUGUGGAAGAACCUCCGGUCCGUAUAACCCGACCAACAGACCGGCUUCUGGUCCACAAGUUCCUGGUGUCCGAGAAGAUUCGUUUGGAGUGUGAGGCGUCACGGGCGAACGCACUUGCCCGAUGGUUCAAGAAUGGGGAGAAGGUGGCUGAGGACAGGCGGACAUCCACCAGGAGCGAGGGGACUGUCCGAUCACUGCAGGUCCUGGAUGCACAGCUGACGGACUCGGGAGAGUACCUGUGUGAUGUCCAGGAUGACAGCAUUGUCUUCCGAGUCCUCGUGGAAGAACCUCCGGUCCGUAUAACCCGACCAACAGACCAGCUUCUGGUCCACAAGUGCAUGGUGUCCGACAAAAUUCAUUUGGAGUGUGAGGCGUCACGGGCAAACGCACUUGCCCGUUGGUUCAAGAACGGGAAGAAGGUGGCUGAGGACAGGCGGAUAUCCACCAGGAGCGAGGGGACUGUCCGCUCACUGCAGGUCCUGGGUGCACAGCUGACGGACUCGGGAGAGUACCUGUGUGAUGUCCAGGAUGACAGCAUUGUCUUCCGAGUCCUCGUGGAAGAACCUCCAGUCCGUAUAACCCGACCAACAGACCGGCUUCUGGUCCACAAGUUCCUGGUGUCCGAGAAGAUUUGUUUGGAGUGUGAAGCGUCACGGGCGAACGCACUUGCCCAAUGGUUCAAGAACGGGGAGAAGGUGGCUGAGGACAGGCGGACAUCCACCAGGAGCGAGGGGACUGUCCGCUCACUGCAGGUCCUGGAUGCACAGCUGACAGACUCGGGAGAGUACCUGUGUGAUGUCCAGGAUGACAGCAUUGUCUUCCGAGUCCUCGUGGAAGAACCUCCGGUCCGUAUAACCCGACCAACAGACCGGCUUCUGGUCCACAAGUUCCUGGUGUCUGAGAAAAUUUGUUUGGAGUGUGAGGCGUCACGGGCGAACGCAAUUGCCCGAUGGUUCAAGAACGGGAAGAAGGUGGCUGAGGACAGGCGGACGUCCACCAGGAGCGAGGGGACUGUCCGGUCACUGCAGGUCCUGGAUGCACAGCUGACGGACUCGGGAGAGUACCUAUGUGAUGUCCAGGAUGACAGCAUUGUCUUCCGAGUCCUCGUGGAAGAACCUCCGGUCCGUAUAACCCGACCAACAGACCGGCUUCUGGUCCACAAAUUCCUGGUGUCCGAGAAAAUUCGUUUGGAGUGUGAGGCGUCACGGGCGAACGCACUUGCCCGUUGGUUCAAGAAUGGGGAGAAGGUGGCUGAGGACAGGCGGACAUCCACCAGGAGCGAGGGGAUUGUCCGGUCACUGCAGGUCCUGGAUGCACAGCUGACGGACUCGGGAGAGUACCUGUGUGAUGUCCAGGAUGACAGCAUUGUCUUCCGAGUCCUCGUGGAAGAACCUCCGGUCCGUAUAAUCUGUCCGACAGACCGGCUGCUGGACCACAAGAUCCUGGUGUCCCAGGAGAUUCAUCUGGAGUGUGAGGUGUCCCGGGCGAACGCACUCGCCCGCUGGUACAAAGACAGGGAGAAGGUAGCUGAGGACGGGCGGACAUUCACCAGGAGCGAGGGGGCUGUCCGGUCACUGCGGAUCCAGGGCGCGCGGCUGACGGACUCGGGAAAGUACCUGUGCGACGUCCAGGAUGACAGCAUUGUGUUCCGAGUCCACGUGGAAGAACCCCCGGUCCGUAUAACCCGACCAACAAGCCGGUUGCUAGACUGCAGGUUCCUGGUGUCUGAGGAGAUUCGUCUGGAGUGUGAGGUGUCCCGGGCGGACGCCCUCGCCCGCUGGUACAAGGAUGGGGAGAGGUUGGCUGAGGACAGGCAGACGUCCACCAGGAGCGAGGGUGUAGUGCGGUCACUGAGGGUCCAGGGCGCACGGCUGACGGACUCGGGAGAGUACCUGUGCGACGUCCGGGGUGACAGCAUUGUGUUCCAAGUCCUCGUGGAAGAACCUCCAGUCCGUAUAACCCGACCAACAGCCCGGCUGCAAGACCACAAGUUCUUGGUGUCCCAGGAGAUUCGUCUGGAGUGUGAGGUAUCCAGGGCGGACGCACUUGCCCAAUGGUACAAAGGUGGGGAGAAGGUGGCUGAAGAUCGGCGGACAUUCACCAGGAGCAAGGGGACUGUCCGGUCACUGCAGGUCCUGGGUGCACAGCUGACGGACUCGGGAGAGUACCUGUGUGAUGUCCGGGAUGACGGCAUUGUGUUCCGGGUCCUCGUGGAAGAACCCCCGGUCCGCAUAACCCGGCCAACAGAACGGCUGAUGGACCACAAGUUCUUGGUGUCCGAGGAGAUUCGGCUGGAGUGUGAGUUGUCCCGGGCAGAUGCACUCUCCCGGUGGUACAAGGACGGGGAGAAGGUGGCUGAGGACGGGCGAACAUCCACCGGGAGCGAGGGGACUGUCCGGUCACUGCAGGUCCUGGAUGCACAGCUGACGGACUCGGGAGAGUACCUGUGUGAUGUCCAGGAUGACAGCAUUGUCUUCCGAGUCCUUGUGGAAGAUCCACUGGUGACCAUCUUAGGAAGCAACAAGGUAUCCGAGGACCGGACUUUCACAGAAUCAGAGGUCAUCUCCAUGAUGUGUGAACUGUCUCGGUCAGACGUGAAGGUCCGCUGGUACCGGGACGGUGUCGAACUACUGAACAGUGACAAGGUCAAGAUCGAGUCACGGGGUCUGACGCGGGAGCUGAUGAUCUUCGACUCGGAGCCCCGUGACUCCGGACAAUACGUCUGUGAUGCUGGGACUGACAAGCUGACCUUCAAAGUAACAGUUGCAGAGGCCCCAGUGCUCUUCACGAACAAAGGGAAGCUUCCGGAAGAAGUCACGGUCAACGAGAAUGGGAAGGCUGUGCUUGCUGCCAUUGUCUCCAAGGAGAAGGGCAGCGUCACCUGGUACAGGCACAAGGAACCGGUGUCCGCAGGGGAGAAGAACGAGAUGAGUUGUGAGUCGCGGGUCCAUAGUCUGAUCCUCAAGAACGUGCAGAAGGAGGAUUCCGGAUUCUACGUCUGCCGAUCCGCUGAUGACAAAAUGACUUUCAACGUCAACGUGAUAGAGCUCCCGCUGGUGUUCGUGAGGAGGCUGGAGAACACGGGUGUGCAGAGGGGCAGCUCGGUCACCCUGUGGUGUGAGCUGAGCAAGGCCAGGGGGGACGUGGCGUGGCUGAAGGAUGGGGCUGAGGUGGAGCCCAGCCGAAGGCGCGUCAUCCGGGCCGAGGGGCGGCUGCGCUCCCUCACCCUGAACAAGGCCGCCCCCGAGGACGAGGGGGAGUACGCCUGCGAGAGCAAGGAUGACAGGACGGCGGCGCGGGUGUCCGUCACUGUUCCACGGGUGGUCGAGUUCAUCUCCGACCUCCACAACCUCACCGUGCUGGAGGGGGAGGCGGCCAAAUUCAAGUGCAUGGUGUCACCCGAGGACGUGCGGCUGGUGUGGAGGGUGAAUGGCGCCGAUGUCCCACCAGGCAGCGGCAAGUACCUGGUCUCUCAGAACGGCCUGUGCCACACCCUGCUAAUACGGGAUUGUCGGGCAGGUGAGGUGACCAGAGUCACAGCGGAGGCCGAAGGCAUCUUCUCCAAGGCCAACCUUCAAGUGCAAGAGGCCCAGAUCAUGUUCACCAAGAAGAUGGUGAGCGUGGCUGUGGAGGAGCUACAGGACGCCACGUUCGAGGUGGAGGUGAGCUGUGAGGCAGCCGAGGUCCAGUGGAUGAAGCAGGGGCUGCUGCUCCAGGCUGGACCCCGGUUCCUGCUCCAGAGCGAAGGCAGGCUCAGGAGGCUGACCGUGCUUGGGGCCACCGUCAGGGACCGGGGGACCUACCGCUGUGAGACGCUGCAUGACAGGACACUGGGCAAACUCAGCGUGGAGCCUCGGAGAAUUAGCCUGAGGAAGUCCCUAGUGGACCUGGACACCUUCGAGAAGGAGGCUGCCACAUUCCAUGUGGAAUUGUCCCACCCGGAUGUUGAGGGGGUGUGGAUCAAGGAUGGAAUCCGUGUGAAGCCGUGCUCCAAGCGACGGGUCAGUGUGGAGGGGACGCAGCACAGCCUCUCGCUGUCUGACCUCACGUUAGAGGACACAGGAACCAUCGCGUUCCAGAGCAAUAAUAUCCGCUGCUCGGCACGGCUCACAGUUCGAGAGCCCCCUGUGACCUUCACGAGACAACUGAAGGAUCUGCAAGUCCCCGAAACCACCGCAGUCACCUUGGAGUGUGAGCUGUCCCGUCCCAACAUGGAGGUCAGAUGGUAUAAGGAUGAUGUGGAGAUCAAACCCAGCAAAAGCAUCCGGAUUUAUUCCAUGGGCCGGAAGCGAGUUAUGCAGCUCGGGAGGUGCGGGGUGGAAGAUUCUGGAAUUUAUAGCUGUGAUGCCGGAGAUAAUAAAACCACUGCCAAGCUGGAGGUUUAUGAACGGGAAGUCCGCAUUGUGAAGCACCUGGAGGACCUGGAGGUACGGGAGAAUGACAACGCAGUGUUUGUCUGUGAAGUUUCCCACGAGGGAGUGAAGGGCGAGUGGUUGAAAGAUGGAGAGAGAAUCAAGUCCAACAACACCGUCAAAAUAAGACAAGAGGGGACCAAACAUUUCUUGCUGAUCUGCAAAGUGAAGGCUGAGGAUGCAGGAGAGAUCCGAUUCACGGCUAAGAACGUUGAGUCCACAGCUCACCUGGACAUUAAUGAGCUGCCGAUUAAGAUUGUGAAACCGCUGCGGGACAAGACUGCGCUGGAGAAGCACAAGGUCAUUCUGGAGUGCAAAGUGUCCAAGCCCCGGGCCAGAGUGCGCUGGUACCGUGGUGAUGAGGAACUCCAGCCGACAGACAAGUACGAGAUCUGCAGUGAGGACUGCUACCGUAAGCUGGUCAUCCACAAUGUCAGCUUUGAGGAUGAGGAUACCUACACCUGUGACGCCUUCGAUGACAUCUCGUCUGCCAAGGUCCUGGUGGAAGAACAAGCCAUCUUGAUGGUGAAGGACCUGGAGGAUGUGGAGGUGAGGGCUCCGGGGAGAGCGGAGAUGGAGUGCGAGGUGUCGGUGCCUGUGAUCAGACCACCGCAGUGGACCCUCAACGGCCAGCUCCUUCAGAAUGGGAAGGAGGUGCGGCUGGAGAACCGUGGCACCGUCCAGAGGCUCGUCCUCAGCCAGACCUCCCCCGAGAUGAGCGGGCUGGUCAAGUUCACCGCGGGAAAGGCGCGGUCCAGUGCCCGGCUCACCGUCAAAGCCGAAUAGAGGGUGUUGUUGGCCACCUGGGGAACCCCCACACAUGCACUGGCUGCAGCUCAUCAUUGGACCUUGUGGAUGGACUCCUCUCCCUCUGUCAUGCCAGGUUAGGCUUUGCUGUUGACUUGACAUCUGGAUGACAUCUUGGGUCACCUGUUUCCACAGAAUAGCCAUGGCCUGCUGGAUAAAGGGCCUGGCGACCCUCCAGCAUGGAAUCUCUGGGAAUUCACCUCUGAGGAUACUGUGAUGAAUUCAACGCAGGAAGAAGAUUAAGAGAACUGGAAAGCAUUGAGUGUUGUUUUCAUUUCCUUUGAAGGUGUUUAUUAAAUUGCAAAGUACUGAAAGUGAGGAGGUAAACAUUCUUUGAUUGGAUGUGAAGAGUUGGUUUGCUUUCUGAUUGGCCAGAGUGGCAAGGAUUGGCAUGUCCAGGGAUCAGUGGCAGGGGUGUUGGAAAGUUGGGUACCUGGGUGAUGAAACUUCCAAGAAACUAUUCAAAAGUGUUGGUACUUGGUGCCACAGUGUUCAAAUGAGGGUACUGUGCUCCCAGUGCAGCCUUGUCUACUUUGCUGAGACCCAAUGGAGAUUGGGGGGACUGCUUCAUUGAGCACCUUUGCUCCAUCUGCCACAAUAAGCAGUUUCCCAUUGGCCACCCAUUUCAAUUCUACACCCCUCUCUCAUUCCAUCAUAUUGGUCCAUGCCUCCUCUACUACCAUGCCAAACUUGGGUUAGAGGAGCAACACCUCAUAUUCUGUCUGAGUAGCCGCCAACCUGACAGCAUAAAUAUGGUUCUUUUCUAACUUCCAGUAAUUUCUCCUGCCUCCCCUUCUCUCGUUUUCCAUUCCCCAUUCUGGUUCCCCUCUGAUUUCUCUUCUUUUCACCUGUUCAUCACCUCUCUGAUGCCCAUCCUCAUUCUCUUUUUCCCAUGGCAACUGUCCUCUCCUAUCAGAUCCCCCCUUCUUCAGUCUUUUAUGUUUUCCACCAAUCACACUCCAGAUUCUCACUUCAUUUUUUAUUAUCCCUCUCAACGCCAUUCUCCUAUCUUCUCCCCGUACCCUUAUGAGUCAAGUGUCUAUCAAUCUCCGCUUUAAAUAUAUCCAAUGACUUGGCCUCGACAGCCAUCUAUGGCAAUGAAUUCCACAGAUUCACUACCUCUGGCUAAAGAAAUUCCUUCUAAUCGCUGUUCUGAAGAGAAACCCUUUUACAAGG